This is a messenger RNA of Chelmon rostratus (copperband butterflyfish), 5880 nucleotides long. RefSeq names its product DNA damage-induced apoptosis suppressor (gene ddias). Gene Ontology annotation, biological process: negative regulation of intrinsic apoptotic signaling pathway in response to DNA damage. The transcript is spliced from 5 exons. NCBI's taxonomy places the organism in Eukaryota, Metazoa, Chordata, Actinopteri, Chaetodontiformes, Chaetodontidae. The record is from RefSeq and is a predicted model, not a curated record. Gene Ontology annotation, cellular component: cytoplasm; nucleus. The coding region runs from base 183 to 2696 and encodes 837 amino acids.
GGCAUUACAAAUGGGAACUGUACUUGUUGUGUGUGUGUGUUUAAGCUAGCCAGAUUUGGUUUAUAUAUAAUAGUUGUUGUUGCUGAAUAUUAUUAUUAUAACACUCAUGCGUACGUAUUGUAAGAAGUUUCGGUGGGCCUGCUGGCGUUAGCCGCAGCUGAAGUGAUCUGUCGGCAGGCUAAAUGUCUGUCCGGCGGGCUGUGGUGGACUGUGCCGUGCUGUCCCAGCAGGACGCCUGCGUCUUCUACCCGUGCUGUGCAGGCUGCUUCUCCAGGACUGAUGUUGACCAACAGGACACGACGAGAUGCAGAUGUCCCAAGUGUGGGUACAGCUGUCUGAGGGAGCAGGUUGAUUACAGAUAUCGUCUCUCUCUGAGGGUGACCCGGGAUGGAUGCAUAUUUGGAGUAACAGUAUUUGGCACCUGCUUGAACCCAUUCUUUGGCAUUCAUGCGAGUGGUUUACAGAGGUUGGUGGAGAACUCGGAUGAACCAGUUGGAGCCUCAACCAGAUCCAUGUUGUUGCGAAAGGCUGUCGAGGACUGUUUCAUUGGCAGACAUUUCAUCUUUGGUAUAAAGGUAACCGGUACAGAAAAUUGGCCUUGGUUAGGAGGCUCUGUUGUUAAUGGGUCCAGCAGUAAAGACAUGGUCCAAUUCAUCGCCAGUCAGAUGUUUCUCCCCAAAGCUGCAGGACUGGAAGGCUGCACGGUGGUCAGUUAUUAUCACACCCUUCUUCAGAAAGCUGCAGAAUGUGAGCUGGGCUCCACUGAUCCCCACAAACCCUCCAAACCCCCAGCAACAACCCCCCUGCUGCUGAUUCCUCACUACUCUCCAGCCAGCAGCUUCAAUAAUGGAACACUUUGUGCCUCUGGUCUUCUUUUGCAGUCACUGCAAAGAUCCCCAUACCAAGACUGCUCCCUUUCUCCCACUCCUCCAUGGCAACAAUCACUAGGACUCGUUACUUCAUCUGCAGAGCAGGAGGAAGGCUGCAGUACCCAGGACAAUGGAGAUGAGAACAGCAGACACACAGACAACAUCAGAACACCACAUCAUGCACAGAGAGGCAGCGAGGAGGACCAUAAAGUCACAGAGGAGACAGUGCCGCAACCUCCUCUUUCUUUAGAGUGCAGUUCUUACAACCAUCCGUCGUUUGCCCAAUACCCACACUCAUCUAUUGAGAAAGCUGUUGGAAACACCACCAUCCUGAACACAUGGUUCAGUCCCUCCCCACCUGGCUACAACAGCUCCAAGGUGAAGGGGUUUUCUGUUAGACAGCCCGCCGAAACAUUUUUGCCAAGCUCCUUGGCUUGGGAGGAUUUGCCUUUGUCUGAGAGUCUUACAGAGUUUUUAUGUGAGGGAAACAAACAUUUUGACACUGUUAGAGGAGCAGAUCCAAGUGUAAAUGUGCAAAAUCAAAAGGAAGCAAGAAGAAACAACCUGGAAAUCAGAUCACACGAGAAGAAGUUAUUAACUGAAUCAACAUCUGUUUGUAACACACAGAUUACAGACAGUCACUCAUGCAUAUUACUGGACCUCACUAACACACCUGCACCAAAUGGAGGUGACAGACAUGAUUUAUCUGACCGGAUCCCUGCUGGAUGUGAAAACAAGAGUCAAGCCACAAACAUUUGUUCCCAUGGACGCAAUCAGGAAGAUGAGAAAGUUAGUUGUUUUGAAAACGAAGAUGAAGAGCAGCUUGAAGGGAAUACCUACAAUUGUUCAGCAGACCUUUUCAGUAGUUCGCUCAUGAUCGAUAUGAACACAGACACGCUCAGCAUGCAUGCAGAAACUGUGAGGACGUCCACAGAAGCUCGCCCACAGCUUUCCAAGACAGAUAAAUGGCACCUGAGCAGUGAAACAGUUCAUGUACCAAGUUCGACACCAGACAAACAGAAACUGAAAAGUCAUAAAUGCAUUAACAGAGACAGUUUAAUUCCACAAGAUCUUGACUUUAUCCCUCCCUCUCAGUCUACUCCCAUUGUAAAAGUAGUUGUUUUAUCAGGGUCACCUGCCUCAUCAUACAGAAUAUCUGGUGAAUUCAGUUCACAAGCUGACAGUCAAGAUUCUUGUGCUUUUUACAGAAAUCUGCCUGAAGUGGACAGUACAAAUCCAGCCAAAACCCUCUCUUCUCUUCUUAAACUGAACUGUGUCGGUGGUAAUCAGAUGUCCAGGUGUGGAAGAGAGUCUACAAAAGAAAACCUGUUGUGGAGUACGACAUCCAGCAGGCACAGCCAGAGAUCUACCCCAAAAAGGAGGUUCCGGAAACCAGACAGACAGAAAAGCCAUCUGCUGGCUCAGCAGCUCCCGAGGGUCCAGAAGGGGUCUCUAAACACAGGCUCCACAGGAAGGAUCAACCACAAAUGUGACUCAAGUGAUUGUGAUGUGACUGUGUGUGAUUAUGAGGACGGCGAAGCAGUUAUUGUUCCUCCCACUCCUGCUGCUAGAACACGUCAGAGUGUGAAGCUCAGGAGAAGAAAGCAGACUGAAAACAGCCGCAGUGAUCUGGGUUGUAUUUGGGAAAAUGAAAUUCACUGUAAAAGAACUCUGUUGGCUCAACCUCUCACAUCGUCACAAAGAGGUCUGGCUUGUGACAGUGAGACUGUUGAUGAGGCCAGUCUGGGUGGAUCUGAUCGUUGCCUCCUUGAUAAUGAGAACAAGGCAUGUGAUUGGUCCAGAGAUCUGUUCUCUGACUCUUUCUGAGAGGUUCUGUUGCAGGUGGACUUUAGAAAUUAUUCCAGAGGCUUUUCAAAUUUAUUUCAGGCUGGCAGCCCAAGUUAUGAUAGCCUAAAGAGUAUUACUACUACUACUGCUGCUACUAAUAGCUGUACUGUUGCUGAAAGUCCAACUCUAGAGCACAUAGUAAACACUAAAGAUAGGAGAGAGGCUGUUGAAAGGCACCACAGGAGAAGCCUUACCUCCCUGCGUUCUACUAUUUGCACAUUUAUCAGUUAAAGAGUUCAGCUGCUUCAGAUGAAGCAUACAGCCAUGUCUUCAUUGACAGACAUUUGCAGUAGACUAAGUUGUACUAAAGGUCUCAAGGCCAACUUCAGCAACCUUCCCAGAGGAGUGAAUGCUCUUACAGCACCAAAGGUGGGCAACUCUUACUAAUGCCCAGGGUUUCAUGGCAGAAUGUUUGGAUGUCCACAUGCUUUUAUAGAUUUAUUUUGAAAAGAAGAAUCUUCUACACACGGUGCACUGUUAAAAAUCAAGGCUUUGUGAACGCUACCAAAGUGAAGUGACAGUUAAAGGAUGAUAUGUGUAUGAUUGGGUGCUGCUGCUACGUCCAAGGACCAUUACAAUUAAAAUGUUCAAAUUCUUGGCAAAUAUUUAUUUUUCUUUUCUUGCACUUUAGUCUGCAUUGGUGGAUUAUAGAGGCAGACAGGAAAUACUGGUGAAGAAGAGGUAUGAUGGGGAGCAAAGAUCCCGAGCUGGAAUCAAACCAGGGACAUUGCACUUUGAAGAUGUGGUAUGCGUCAUCAUCAACCAAGAUGCUCUGUUACUCUUGAAUCUCUAGCUCUCCAGUCUAAAUUGAAUCACUGCUCCUGGGUACUUCUGUUGGCAGCAGAGUCUUUAAGAUGACCCGCUGUUCUGCAGCUACUGUGUGUCUUUUUGCAGGAGUGUUAAUGCGGUGAUGAGUUCGUUCAGUGUCAUGCCAAGGAGCUAAGAAUAGCGGCCACCAAAUAUCAUGACUGCAAUGUUCUGGAUGUGUGAGUAAAAGCGGGAGAGCAAAAUGAAGAUGAUGUUACAUGAGUUAAAAUGGAACUGGGACAAGAAGUAAACAGCUGGAGCUUUGUACUGUAUGUGUUACAGAAGCAGGGUUGGUAUGCAGUCAGCUGGGUAUGGCACGGUGUGUCUAUGUGGAAGUAACAGCAUCCUAUUUGGUUGCUCGUUUUUAUUUGAAGUACCGUGUGUACAUUUUUUCAUCAUGGAAACUCUUGAGUACUUCAGAGGUGCACGUAAAAGAUAUUUUGUCAUCAUACAUGUCAUGACCAUUUAUUGGGCCUUGGAGCCAGAAAGGCUCCGAGGACUUGUUUUUGGCCAGCAUACCUCAGGGAUGGCAGUGACUGAAAUAUCUCAAAGACUGUGGGAUGGAUUUCCAUGUAGUUUUGUUCACACAUUCAUGUUCCCUCAGAGGACGUAUUCUAAUGACUUUGAUGGUCUAAUGACUUUUUACCUAGUGCCUCCAGCAUGUCAGAAUUUUGGACAUGAUGUACUGGCACAGACACGCAUGGUGCCCAGAGGAUGAAUCUUAAUGGCUUUGAGGUUCCCCAUCAUUAGGUCAAAUUUUAGUUAGUCCAAUACUCUGAAUUCUCUAUCUAAGGGUGUUUUCAUACCUGUAGUUCGUCUGCUCUGGUCUCAGUCAGUUGAUAAUUUUAGUGAACUUUGUGUGUUUUCCCCUUGGCCUGGUUUCUUUCACACAAGCCAAAUACAAGUGAUAACGCUUACUUCCCUCUGUGGGCAGACAUGCCUGGGAUGGGAGGAAGGUUCUAAAGGAGGUCCAGUGGCCAAAUAUAACAUACUUCAUCGCACCAGUCCAGGUUGGUUCAUUCUCCAGCUAUUUGCUAGCAACUAUAAAAUUUGCUCAUCUGCACACCACUACGCAAAGCACGCCUGGCUCUGAGAGACAUUUUGCUCAGACUUGCUGAGUGCAUCUAGUCGAUGGAUUGUAUUGAGGUCAGAUCAUGCUUUCAUACAAAAUGGAACUGAACCAAGACCACCUCCUCUCAACGGUCUCGGCCUGGUUGUUUGGUCUGCAACAGGGUUCAGUUGACAGCUUUUACACCAGCCCUAACGAACGGCACUAACUGGGCAAAUGCACCAGGAACCAAACAUGUGUGAAAGCAUGACAGUUUGAUUUUCUUUGCUGAGAGCUGCUAGCAUGGCUGUAGAUUCUUCUCUUCUGUUAACUUUGCCAAAAAGUUGGGCACUUAAACAAAAAUCUUUGAGUAUAUUUAUAAGCCACUGAGCUGUGUUACACCUGUUAAGAGCACCAGCCCCUGAAUAUGAUCCAGUUGUACAAAAUACAUGUCUGUGUGGUGUGUUCUUGCAGUGCAUCUGCUGGCAGAGACAUCAUGUUUAAUCCACUUUUCAAAUGUGUGGUUGCAUGAAAAGGAAGGCCCUGUACCUUGUGCUGGAAAGUACAGUCGUACAGAACGUUAGCUAUGGGAGCCCUCAACAACUUUAGGCUGUGUCGUUUUGAUAUUUGGUGUGCGUGUGCCAGAGAAGUUUGGCUCCAGUUGCCUCAAUAAUAAAAAUAGUAUAUAUGACUUCAAGUGUCAGUAAAUUUAACCACUGCAAGUGUCAGUUCAUGCACUUUGGACAAUCAGCCCAUUCGGAUUUUAUAAGAUUUGAGUUUAAAGUCUGAUCUGAUGUUGGUGCUCAAAGAAAUACCCACCCCUCUGAAGAAUUACUUGAUUGUUUAAUCUUAUUACCAACUUAAACCUAAAUGUGAUGCAAUGGAUGUUAAAUGCAGACAAAUUAAAAUGCAUGCUAUUUUCAAAUGGAAAGUGUUAACAUUCAUCUUCCUAAGAUCUCAACUGCUCACAACACACAACCCAGAUGAUAAAGAAGUUGUGAUGUUGGGUAAAUCAAAGCAGAAUGCUGGUGAUAGUAUCAUGAUUGGGUAUGAAAGGAGCAUCCUGGAAAGGCUCAGUCGCUCACAGGCGAGGUUGGAGGGAAGUUCAUCACUUUGUGAACACAUGAUGUAUAACGGAUGUUACUCCAUGGGAACAUAUAAAACCAUUGUCAGUAAACACAAUUCAUUUGCAAAUGAUUGCAUUUUGUUUUUAUUAACAUUUUACACAGUGUCACAUCUUUUUUGCAGUCACAGUUGCAUAUAAAUCUCUCAUUGGGCUGGUUCCUUCUUUUCUGUAUACACACAUGU